Echinops telfairi (small Madagascar hedgehog) is the source of this 1577-nucleotide messenger RNA. It is a transcript of the gene GID8, whose product is annotated as GID complex subunit 8 homolog. Bases 195 to 935 code for a protein of 246 amino acids. The transcript has 4 exons. Gene Ontology annotation, biological process: proteasome-mediated ubiquitin-dependent protein catabolic process; positive regulation of canonical Wnt signaling pathway. NCBI's taxonomy places the organism in Eukaryota, Metazoa, Chordata, Mammalia, Afrosoricida, Tenrecidae. Gene Ontology annotation, cellular component: cytoplasm; nucleus. Gene Ontology annotation, molecular function: protein binding. The record is from RefSeq and is a predicted model, not a curated record.
UCUCGGUAUCUUUCUCCAAUCUCUUAGUCUCUUCGUUCUAGGAUCUCUCAGCACCUUUCUUCUACCUUCUAAUCGCGUAACCAUCUUCUUGGUCUCCAGACGCGUUUGUACCUCAGGCCUGGCUUCCAGGGUGACGGUCUCCUCCCCUCCCUGUGCUUCCCCCACAACGGCUCGCUCUCCAUUUCUGAAGCGCUAUGACUGGUCGGACUUGGGCACCAGGACUUUCUUUUCCUUGUAGAGUAACCAGAAUGAGCUACUCGGAGAAGCCCGACGAGAUCACGAAAGAUGAGUGGGUGGAGAAGCUCAAUAACUUACAUGUUCAGCGAGCAGACAUGAACCGGCUCAUCAUGAACUACCUCGUCACAGAGGGCUUUAAGGAAGCUGCGGAAAAGUUCCGGCUGGAGUCUGGGAUUGAGCCUAGUGUGGACCUGGAAACGCUGGACGAGCGAAUCAAGAUCCGGGAGAUGAUCCUGAAAGGGCAGAUCCAAGAGGCCAUCGCGCUCAUCAACAGCCUGCACCCAGAGCUGCUGGACACCAACCGCUACCUGUACUUCCAUCUGCAGCAGCAACACCUGAUCGAGCUGAUCAGGCAGCGGGAGACGGAGGCGGCGCUGGAGUUUGCCCAGACACAGCUGGCGGAGCAGGGCGAGGAGAGCCGGGAGUGCCUGACGGAGAUGGAGCGCACUCUGGCCCUGCUGGCCUUCGACAGCCCCGAGGAGUCGCCCUUUGGAGACCUCCUCAACAUGAUGCAGCGGCAGAAGGUAUGGAGCGAGGUGAACCAAGCUGUCCUCGACUAUGAGAAUCGAGAGUCCACCCCCAAGCUGGCCAAGCUACUGAAACUCCUGCUUUGGGCUCAGAAUGAGCUGGACCAGAAGAAAGUGAAAUACCCCAAAAUGACAGACCUCAGCAAGGGGGUGAUUGAGGAGCCCAAGUAGGGCCGCCAGCUGGCGCCCCAGUGCGCCAUAUGCCCGGGACUGACGGCAGCAGAGGACAGACGGAUGCGGCCUUGGUUUUGGUUUUGAGGCAGCUUCUCUCCCGAGCCUCACACGGCCUGCAGGUGCUGGGAGUGCUGGGACAGCACCACCUGUCGCUGUCUCGGAGCCUCCGCUGCAGGGUUCAUCACAGACGCCGAGGGCUGAGGGCUGGGUACUGGGGGACACGGCCUCCUCAGGCCCCCAGCUGGGAGGGUGAGGGAGCACGGGUCUGUUUCUCUCAGGGCUAAGAGGCAGACACGGGCUUCCUCAUACCCCUUUGGGCUGGCAGGCUUUUGAUGAGACAUGGCGCCCUCCCUCGGUUGUUCAUUUUUCAAGGACAGAAUAUAUAAAUUUGUAAAUCCUCAUUCAAGGACUUGUGUUGCGUGCAGGUCUGGAGUUUGCUUUCCUUCCCUGGGGCCUUGGGCCGCGUGCUCUAGGCUGUGUGCGUGUGUGCGUGCGUGCGUGCGUGCGUAGGGGGGACAGGCUGCGUGGUCCUGUUUUCAGUGUGCGUGGGUGCUGUUGAGAGCUGCACUUCACUGGCCUGCGGCCCUCUUUUCUAGACAGUGAUGCUGGAAAUAAAGGCUUCUCUGAUUUCAACAGUGA